Lolium rigidum is the source of this 1355-nucleotide messenger RNA. RefSeq lists its product as uncharacterized. Bases 52 to 1152 code for a protein of 366 amino acids. The transcript is spliced from 5 exons. NCBI's taxonomy places the organism in Eukaryota, Viridiplantae, Streptophyta, Magnoliopsida, Poales, Poaceae. The record is from RefSeq and is a predicted model, not a curated record.
GCCGCCUUCCACCGCCCACCCGGGAUUUCCCGCCGCACGUCCCAAAGCUCGAUGGCCGCGUCGUCUCCCGCCUCCAGCGGCAAGGCGGCGAGCGACUCCUCCGCUCCUGCCCCGGCGGUCGCCAACGGCAAUGGGACGCCGCAGAAGCCGCCCUCCGGCCCCGGUUUCGACAUGCCCAAGCCCAACCUGCGCGGGCUGAACAAGCCCAAGUGCAUCCAGUGCGGCAACGUCGCCCGCUCCCGGUGCCCCUUCCAGUGUUGCAAGAGCUGCUGCUACAAAGCCCAGAACCCUUGCCAUAUUCACGUUCUCAAAACGAACAACACAUUGCCAGAAAAGACACCACCAGCUCCUGCCCCCUCGUCAGACCAACCAUUAACUAAUUCACCUGUAACUGGUUCUUCGUCGAGGCUGUCUUCUGUACAAAAGCUUCCCCUUCAUUUUCUUAACUCACUCCGAACAAGAAAGUCCUUUGCCAAGAAGGAUGUUGCAAGCAUAAACAAGUGGAGGUUUAUGAAGCUAAAGGAACAUAUGCAAGGAGACAUCGAUGCAGAAAAUGAAGCAUAUGAUAGGUAUACACAGAACAUUGGGUUACUGGAGGAAACGUUCUAUCUCACAGAAGAUGCUGCUGGUGAACAUGAAACUGAAGCAACUUCUUCAGAAGAAAGGAUGGAAAUAAUGGUUUCUGAGGCAAAGGUGAGGUUAAAAUCUGAUUGUGCAAAUGCUGAUGGCUUUAAAGAGAGAAUUGCCAUUGUCUUGGACCAGAAGCUGAAGGAAUUGCAAGAGAAACACAGUACCUACGAGGAAGGCAACUCCUCUGACCAAAAUAUAGAUGGCCAUACAAAGCUGCUGAAGUUAAGCAUAAAGCAGCAAAUGGCGAGAAACGCGAAAACGAAUGAGCUGCUUGCUAGGUUGACAAAAGCACAGAGCGGGGAUGAUUUAAAGCCUUGCCUUGAUUUAAUGGCACAGCUGUUUGGAAAGGAAAAUGCUUCCCCCUGCAUGGAUUCAUCAGAAAAGCCAAGUGACCAAGAAUUAACUGCAGCGACUGCACCCUCUUAUUCCUUUCCAAAGCUCACGACUAGGCUGGAGGUUGAUGAGAAUAUGGUGUCCAAGAUCAAUGAAUUAUCUUCUUUGAGUCAGGUCUUUCAGCUAUAAUCUGGGAUCUGGACUGGUGGUGCGCCUCGAAACCCCGGAGGCAUGUCACGAAUCCAAAAUCUGGACUGGAUUCUUGCUGUCUAGUAACUUUAGAAUGUAACUUGUACUAUUAUCUAGUGUUUCCUUACUGUCUUGUGUAAUGUAAUCAAGUGUUGGCAAGCAAGUCAAAACUAUGAGAGCAAUGCAGUAUUUUUUUUUGUCUC